AGCCCUCCACAGGGCCAACUUGUUUAAAAAAUUGAUCGACGUUGGAACUGCUGCUAUAGUAACAGUCACAGUUAAGCGGUGGUCAGGUGUCACUGGAACCCAGACAGCGAACAAACGAUCAAUACGGUGCAAGAGCAGAACAGGGCCACAUGGAAAAUUAUUAGUAUCGCUUCCCUCAGCGACAUGACCGGAAGAGGAGGUAUAAUGGCACAGGAAAAUAAUAUGAAGAGGGACGUCACAGGGCGUGGAAGCUGGUGGCUGGAAACAUUGAAAGACACACCCAUCCCGGGUCACUAUCCCAUCAGGAACUUUCUGGAAGAAGCAGCGCUGAACCCUGUGAGGAGGACCUAUGGCUUCAAGGCCCCGGGCAGGGAAGCCCGCAAUGUUUGGCCGCGCCGGGGGGAAAUGCUACUUCCAGGGGCCUACAACUACACGGACACCAUCCAGGAGGGCCUCAAGCGCCAGGCCUCCUGCUCGUUUAGGAGCUGCCCCCGCUCACACAACCUCACCCUUGGCAUCAGGGACAAGGAUAUAAAGACGUCUCCAUGUGACAACAAUCUGAUGGAGAAGCCCGUGGAGAAGACUCCUUGCAAGCAUGUGAUGUUUCGGUCUUCAGUGCAGCGGAUCAGCUUUCCGCCAAAGGAGGGGCCAGCUCCGGGCUGCUACAACCUGCAGGCUGCCGCACCCACCAAAGGAAUCACUUCCAGUUUUAAGUCAAGACUGCCACGGCUACACAGCGUACACUCAAGAACCCCAGGUCCGGGGUCUUACCUGCUUCCCUGGCAGUUGGGCCCACACCCUAACAUCGAAGCCAUGCCGACCCCAGGUCAAGGCCUCUUCUUCAGAGACUUAUUUUAGGUUGAAAAAAACCAAUACACCUCAACAGCUCAGCGACCUCGCCUGUAUGCAAGGCCUUCCCCUGAAUAAAACCAUUGUGACCA
Gadus morhua (Atlantic cod) is the source of this 941-nucleotide messenger RNA. RefSeq names its product sperm-tail PG-rich repeat containing 4 (gene stpg4). Bases 184 to 858 code for a protein of 224 amino acids. NCBI's taxonomy places the organism in Eukaryota, Metazoa, Chordata, Actinopteri, Gadiformes, Gadidae. The transcript has 7 exons. Gene Ontology annotation, cellular component: germinal vesicle; male pronucleus; female pronucleus. The record is from RefSeq and is a predicted model, not a curated record. Gene Ontology annotation, biological process: epigenetic programing of male pronucleus. Gene Ontology annotation, molecular function: chromatin binding; histone binding.